UCAAUGAACGAAUCCUUAUUCCUUGUGUCCAUGUGUUACUCGGGCAACUAAUGAGGAAAACGUUUACAAGAAUCAAGUUGUAAACGUCAUUAGCAACUUUUCAUUUAUUUAUCAAUUUAUAUUAAAUUAGCGGUUUGGUUUAGCCCAUUUCCCAUUAACGGCUAUGAAGAUUUCUUCCUAAAACCUUUCCGGAGUGUACUAGGCAAGAGUAAGUAACGAGUAUACCAACAGCCCUGUGUUAUCAAAAUGCCCAGCAGUGAGGUGAAACAAAGGAAGAAAACUACACCGUCAGUUAAACAAAAUGAAGAAACAAAAGAGCCGACGAAAUUGAAAGAGGAAAAAGUGAAAAAUGCUGAUUUAACGGGGAAAACAGAGAAUCGUGUUCCUUCUUCUGGAGUGGACAUGCAGACAUUAACUUGUCUUUUAUCUUUAAUUGUGUCUCUUGCGCUUACUUGGUUUGUGUUGCAGCAAGCCACAAAGUUUGCAGAUGUGGAAGAAAAGUACAAUGAGUUGUACAAGAAAACUAGGGAUAUCCAGAGUCUGGAAAAUGAAAUCAACCAAGUUUCUAAAAAGCUCGAGUCCUCUGAAGAUCUUCAGGAAGCCCUUUCCUCCGUCUCCUUGGUAACCACGUUGGAGCAUGACGUCUCUGGUCUGCAAACCAUCAUAAACAUCAUGCAAGACAACGAACGGUCAGUAUCGCAAAACAUGCAAGACAUAAACGAACGCUUUCAAAAUGUGACAGACCUCUGGAAAAGCAGCUUGGACCAAAUCAACCUAGAUCUCGGGAACCUGAAGUCUGAAACCAGAGUCAUACACAACAAGGUAACCACAAAGAUCAAUGAGGCCGAGAAGAACUUGAAGACACUUUCCGUGGCCUUAGAAGACUUGGAGGACAGCACCAAGAGAAAUUCAAGAGUCCUUCAGCGCAAUGAGGUUGAAGAAGUGGUGAAAUUUGAAAAGCAACUGGACUGGAACACAAGGCAGAUACAGAAACUGGAGGAACAGGGGGUGGUGAUGGUCAACAAAGAUUCAGAGCUGAUGGAGAAGCUUGCAGACUACCAGCCAAAAAUGGAAAAGUGUGAGGAGCAGCUCCCAACUGUGGAGAAUGCUGUUGCCUCCAUUCUCAAGAUGUCUUCUGAACUGAUAAACACGGAGAAGAGAAUAGAGGAUCUGACCGUACAGGUGUUUAACAUGGAGGACAAUAUGCUUAAAGUUGUAUCUGAGAUCUUGGAAAUAAAGAAAGCUCUGGACAUCCUGCAGGUUGAUAAUAGCAUUCUGAAAUUAGCAAAUGACUUGGGUGUUUUGAAAGAAACGGUGAAGGAAUUUGAUAGAGCCCGAAAAGAAACGGCAGUAAUCCAGGAAGAACUGAACACUGAACUUUAAAAUUGAUAUCAAGGAAAUGAUAUAUUGUAGAUGCCACUGUUAUUUCUGUGUUAUCAUUCAGUAAGAAUAUGUUUAUUUCAAAGUCCGGGAGGGGACAUGAGAGAAAAAAAUAUGUCUUGUGCACACGUUUUGCUAUCUCAUGGCUGCAAGAAGUCUUGUGCACAA
Messenger RNA from Polyodon spathula (Mississippi paddlefish), 1548 nucleotides. RefSeq names its product inhibitor of nuclear factor kappa-B kinase-interacting protein-like. The record is from RefSeq and is a predicted model, not a curated record. Lineage: Eukaryota; Metazoa; Chordata; Actinopteri; Acipenseriformes; Polyodontidae. The transcript has 3 exons. Bases 247 to 1383 code for a protein of 378 amino acids.